AUGAAACAUUUGGGAAAAAUAAUAUCAUCAUCAGAUUUACUAUUGAUAUAUGUUUCGAAAUUCAAUAAAAUUACUACGAUUAUUAAAACCAAUACAACUAGAAAACCUACUAUAUUAGAGUCAAAUAUAUCUUCAGGAGUUGGUGUAAUAAUUGAAUUUCGUUCUAAUAAUUAUCUUGUUGCUAUUAUUCUAAAUGUAUUUCAUAAUAUACCAUCAAAUUGGAGUAUACAAUUAUUUCAUGGAUCAUCAAAUUAUGAAUUUAUUAUGAAUUCAACAUCUUUAUUAUAUUUUAUAAAGAUUGGACGACUUAUUCUAACUCAAUUACCAGAAUAUACAGGAGCUAGUAGUCAACGUCAUUUAUUUCUUAAUCGAUUGUUAACAAAUGAAUCAUUUUGGAAACGUGUUAUUAAUGUUGAAAAAAUUCUAUUCUUUCAACUUGAUACAGUUUUUUGUUCAAAUUCUCCAUAUAAAUUUUCUGAUUUUCUUGAAUGGGAUUAUAUUGGAGCACCAUGGCCUUAUUCAUGGAUAAAUAUGACUGGUGGUUCACUUGUUGGAAAUGGAGGAUUUUCACUUCGUAGUCGAUCGAAAACACUUGCAUUAAUAAAAACAAAACCUUACAGUUUAUCAAUUUAUGAAGAUCUUUAUUUUGGAAAAUAUAUGCCACUUGUUGGUGGUAAAGUAGCUCCAUUUGAAAUAGCACAAAAAUUCUCAUCUGAAGGUCAACAUUAUAUAAAUUCUAUGGCUAUUCAUAAACCAUUUGGUGAUAAUUAUGGUCGAAUAUGUCAACUUUGUCCAGAAGCAAAUCUUAUUCCACCAUUUUGUCGUUCUCAACCUCCUCCGUACUUUUUUUCAAUGUAA
Messenger RNA from Rotaria sp. Silwood1, 858 nucleotides. The record is from the annotation of a GenBank genome assembly. Lineage: Eukaryota; Metazoa; Rotifera; Eurotatoria; Philodinida; Philodinidae.